This is a messenger RNA of Saprolegnia diclina VS20, 681 nucleotides long. RefSeq lists its product as hypothetical. The transcript has a single exon. The record is from RefSeq and is a predicted model, not a curated record. NCBI's taxonomy places the organism in Eukaryota, Oomycota, Saprolegniomycetes, Saprolegniales, Saprolegniaceae. The coding region runs from base 1 to 681 and encodes 226 amino acids.
AUGGUCAAAAAAGGCAACAAAGGCCAGCUCGACUGCGCGACAUCGCAAACGUUGCCGCUUCAACCAACGUCUCGCGGGUCGGGCAAGACCGCUCUUGCUGUCGGCGGGGACUGGAUCGUGCAAUACAACAGCACCAAGGACUUUUACCUCCAGUCGAUCGACGCUCCGUUGCAAGAACUCAGUGAGAAAGCGGAUCUGAGCCCCGUUUCCCAACUCUCGACCGACGGCACAAACAUUUGCGCAACGAGCUCCAAAAGCAUCAACUGCGGCCCCCUCCGGCUCCAGAGCGGUAGUCAACGCGACUGGAUUUACUCGAGCAGCAACAUCCAGUCCACGGCCAUGGCGGCCAACAGCACGGCGAUGUAUGGGCUCAGCAAAAGCAACAUCUUGCACGUCGCCAAAGUCGACGACAUCAUGAGUGGCAAGGACCACGUCUAUUGGAACCCAGUGGCACGUGCGCCUGUUUUCACGAGCAUUGCGUACGACGGCAAGCGCGUGUGCGGCAUCAAAAAGGCGGAAACGGUGAUUGCCUGCACGACCAACGACCUUGCGACCCCAUUGUCGCCGACGUGGUCGCAGCUGCCUGAGAGCGACUGGACGAGCCUCGCCCUCAGCAACAACCAGAUCUACGCCGUCAACGCGGCGUACGCUGUCAAGAGAAUCGCAGCUCCGACCCAGUAA